Pygocentrus nattereri (red-bellied piranha) is the source of this 8438-nucleotide messenger RNA. RefSeq names its product leucine rich repeat and fibronectin type III domain containing 2b (gene lrfn2b). The transcript has 8 exons. Gene Ontology annotation, molecular function: protein binding. Bases 809 to 3211 code for a protein of 800 amino acids. Lineage: Eukaryota; Metazoa; Chordata; Actinopteri; Characiformes; Serrasalmidae. The record is from RefSeq and is a predicted model, not a curated record. Gene Ontology annotation, cellular component: cell surface; postsynaptic density membrane.
CAGCUUCAGCUGAGUGAUGUCCCGCCUAUAGUGCGCAGGAUCCGCAGACUUGUGAGCAGGAGAAGUAAUCGGAUUUACUUUUGUUCCGAAAUAUCAGGCCACGCCGAUUCUUCCUCUCUAUCACGAAGCGUUUUCUUUUCACGAUGACGGACUGCUCUCGAGUUUACAGCCGGUCAGAAAUUCGCAGAGAUGAGAAAUGAGCGGCAGAGGGAGAGAGAGAGAGAGGGAGAGAGAGAGAGAGAGGGAGAGAGAGCGAGCGCGCGCUCGGGUCCUCCGCAGGCAGAUUACUGAGUGCGCUGUGAGGGAGCGAAAUUCUGAGUGAUCGAUGCGCGGCGUGCGCGGCGUUUCGGUGUGUCUGGCGCUGGAAGAGCGUUUGUUUCUUGCGCGUUCGCGGCAGGGACGCACCUUUUCGCCAUGGAUCGAGCUUUUACGCGUGGAAAUAUGCGAAAUCGCCACGGGUUAUCGGAGGGAUAAACUGAGCAGAUCGACGAGGAGCCGUCAUGGUUGCACAGCCCGCAUCAAAGGCGAAAGUGUGACUGAAUGCAGCGUGCCUGAGAUUCCGCAAAAAGAAGAAAAACACGGCAGCCAGCAGCUGAAGGAAAGAGGAGCGAGCGGUCAGCAUGAAGUCCAGAAACGCUGCAGACUGAGCCGAGGGGGCGCCUGAUUAUCGCCGUCCAUUUCACUGCUGAUCAUCAGCCCUGGCCUGAAGGAGGGAGGAGCAGGGGAUUUGCUUGACAGGCCUCAAAACACGUGAGGGAACCUAUGGCACAGCAGCAGCACAGUACAGGUCCCUUUGUGUGAAUCUACCAUGGACCGUAUGCUCUGCGGGCUGCUGGUCCUGGGUAUGGCCGUGACAGUGGCUCAUACGUGCCCCAAGUACUGCGUGUGCCAGAACCUGUCCGAGUCUCUGGGCACACUGUGUCCAGCGAAAGGCCUUCUGUUCGUCCCCUCUGACAUCGACCGCCGCACGGUGGAGCUGCGGCUGGGCGGGAACUUCAUCCUGCGCAUCACUCAGCAGGACUUUGCCAACAUGACCGACCUGGUGGACCUGACACUGUCCCGCAAUACCAUCAGCUACAUCCAGCCUUUUUCAUUUGGAGACCUGGAGACCCUCCGUUCGCUUCAUAUGGACAAUAAUCGGCUCGUGGAGUUGGGUCCGGAUGACUUGCGUGGUUUAGUUAAUUUGCAGCACCUCAUUUUGAACAAUAACCAGCUUAGCCGAAUCUCUGAGCGCGCCUUUGAGGACUUAGUGGCGGCGCUAGAGGACUUGGAUCUGUCCUACAACAAUCUGCAGGCUUUACCCUGGGACUCAGUCAGGCAGAUGGUCAACCUCCACCAGCUCAGUCUCGACCACAAUUUGCUGGAUUACAUUCCGGAAGGUACCUUUGUCGAAUUGGAGAGGCUGGCCCGUCUGGACCUGACCUCAAACCGGCUCCAGAAGCUUCCGCCUGACCCCAUUUUUGCUCGGGCGCAGGAUUCAGCCUUGAUGAGCACACCCUUUGCCCCGCAGCUUUCCCUAAGCAUGGGCGGAAACCCACUGCACUGCAACUGCGAGUUGCUCUGGUUCCGCCGGCUUGAACGCGAUGAUGACCUGGAAACCUGCGCUUCCCCUCCUGGUCUGAAGGGACGCUACUUCUGGAAUGUGCGAGAGGAGGAGUUUGUGUGUGAGCAGCCACUCAUCACACAGCACACACACAGGUUGCUGGUUCUGGAGGGUCAAACAGCCAGUCUAAGGUGUGAAGCUAUUGGGGACCCGGCUCCUACCAUCCACUGGGUUGCCCCUGAUGACCGGUUGCUUGGCAACUCCUCCCGGACCGUUGUGUACCGGAACGGCACGCUGGAGAUCACCAUCACCACAUCCAAAGACUACGGCACCUUCACCUGCAUCGCGGCCAAUGUGGCUGGAGAGUCUACAGCUUCGGUAGAGCUGUCAAUCAUCCAGCUGCCCCACAUAAACAACAGCACAGGACAGACCUCUCAGCCCAAGUCCCGUCUGUCAGAUAUCACAGGCACUUCAAAGACUGGCAAGGCCGUGCCCAAGAACCAGCCCGAAAAGGCGGUGGCUGUUUCCGAGAUAACCGCAGUCUCCGCCCUUGUCCGAUGGUCAGUCAGCAAAUCGGCACCCAAAGUGAAGAUGUUCCAACUCCAGUACAACUGCUCUGAUGACGAAGUGCUGAUCUACAGGAUGAUCCCUGCGUCCAGCAAGGCGUUCCUGGUCAACAACUUGGUAUCGGGGACCCGCUAUGAUCUGUGUGUGCUGGCGGCGUGGGACGACUCAGCCACCACCUUGACGGCAACCAGCGUGGUGGGGUGCGUCCAGUUCUUCACUCGGGAUGACUAUCCACAAUGCCAGUCCAUGCAUGGGCAGCUCCUAGGCGGCACCAUGAUCUUGGUGGUCGGGGGCGUGAUCGUGGCCACUCUACUCGUCUUCAUCGUCAUUCUCAUGGUGCGCUACAAGGCAGGAGAAGGCGGGGCAGGGGAAGGCACAGAGCCUCCUGUUAGCAAGCUUAGUGAUGUUAGUGAUACUUAUUCCCAGACCAAUGGCGGACGACUGGGACCAAAUGGAGUCCUGCUCCCGCCUCUAAAAAACAAGCCCAAAGUUACCAUGCGGGACGAGGUGGUGGAGUUCAAGUGUGGUUCCCUUCAAAGCAGCCUAAGCUCUGCCUCCUCUUCCUCUUCCUCCUCUUCUUCAUCCGGAUCUCUGGAUGCCGCGGGCUCCUACAGUCCCAACAGCGCCUUGGCUAGCAUCUGGAGGUCAGCUAAUCCCAAACCACGAGGAAAUCUGGAUCAGCUUCUGGGGGCCAUCACCUCUCUGGAGCUAAGAGCCCAGACCAGGGAGGUUCCAUCUCCAAAAGGUAACACCACACCUGGCCCUCCUGCAGCAACUGCUGCUGUUUCAGGAGCACCACCUCCACUGCCCCCUACUGACAAGGAGCCGCUGUUGGGCCGGACGCUGGACUCGCGGCUCAGUAAGCUGCUCAUGCUGCCGCUGGACUCCAAGCCCAAGCGUAGCCACUCGUUUGACAUGGGCGAGUUUGCGGCAUCUACCGGCGCUCAACUGUGCAACUACCAGCGCAGGUUUAGCAACAUCUGGACCAAACGCAGCCUCUCCAUUAAUGGCAUGCUGCUCAAAUGUGAUGAGGAGGGCGAGAUGGGCAGCAGUAAGGGCACUCUGGAAAGCUCAGAGUGGGUGAUGGAGAGCACUGUAUAGGGCAGGUGGACGCAAGCUGCCUUUAGGCCAGUUGAUCAUAACUCUGGUCCAGGACUGCUCCUGCCCUGCACAUUUGGACCUGCUUUAAGAAACCUGAUCCAACUAAACUGAACUAAACUGAUAUAUCGGUGUAUACCAAAUUGAGUAUUUAUAGCUAAAUACAUAAUUACUUGGUAUAUACUUUUAUCUAAGUCAUCAGAUUUACUAUCUUUAUUAGGUUAUGUAGUCAUGGGAGUAAGGAACUAAAGUGUUGACACUGUACAGACCCUUUUAAUGCACAAGGGAACUGAUUUUGGGUUUUCUUGAUGCGAUUUUUAGCCUAAGUGUCUACUGGUCAAAUUCUGGUUACAGCUGGUCAAAUUCUAUGUGUAUUGUGAGGAUGUAGCUGCAUUUGCUUACAUUUCUACAUUGUCUGCCACGGUAACAACACACAUUUGCGUAUAUCGGACAUUGAAAGUGACACCAAAUGACAAAUUUUAACCUGAUUGGUUAAUUAUGGACUGAAUUUUCAACCACUCACAUACAGUCUUAUGCAAAAGUUUGAGCACCUCUUGUCAUAUGACAUUUUAUAAAAAUACGUCAGCACAUCCUCUGCUUUUUUUUUUUUUUUUUGCCAGUUUUGAUGUACAAUAUUGUUUGCUGGGUUUGACAUAUUAGGAAACAAACAUGAACAUAUAAAAUGUGCCAUAACUUUUGUACAGUAUGUUAUAUAAUUUUUUUUUUCCAGUAUGUUAAAUUCAAUAAUUGCACAUUAAAACCAACAAACAAGUCAUUUGACCAGGGCACCCAGACCUUUGUGUGUGACUACAUAUGGCUUGGGUCCAGUUUUUAAAAAGUCAUAUUUUAUGUGGUUUUUGUAGAUCAGAAUGCAGAAAACUCUUCCUGCUCAAAGCAGAUAUGGCAAAUGUCAGAUGUGAAUUUCCUGUUUUAACGAAGCAUAAAAGUUUAGGGAGUUAGCACGUCUUUCCUGAGUCUAUGCGGAUGUUUUAGAGCAGGAAAAUGCCAAAAUGUGCAGGGCAGCGGUAUUCCAGGACCACGAUUAUGAACAGCUGCCUUUAGGAACCUGCUGCUCUGGUGUCAAAGACUCAAAGGGAAUAAACCCCCUGUUCCACCGUGCAUGGAAUUAUAUAUUGAUUCAUGACUUUCAAGUGUUGUUAAAGCAUAUAUUCACUUUACAACUUGAUGUGUUGAGGACAGGUCCCUGACCAGCAGUUAUCAGCUAUUCGCUCUGGUGAAUGAGUGUGCAAGUGUGAGAUUGGAUGUUUGUCUGUUGUGUGUACGUGUUGAAUAACAAAUCUACUGUACUAAAUGAGAAAUGUUCAGGCCAUGUAUCCUUGAGAUUCUGGUCAGAGUCUUCAUGCCCAUUAAGGUGGACUGUUUUGUGACUGUUAAACAGCGUCUACAGAGGAAGUUGUAUGGUAAUGUUUUCUCCAGCAAACAGCACAGCAACCCAGACUGUACAGCAGCCUCUGGUACAAAUGCUGUUUACACAUGUAAUGAAUUUAAAGUUUUAUAUUUUUUAUCCUGCCGGUCAAACACUAAAUGUUAAACCGCUCCUUCUCAAGGGGAAGAGUAAAAACAUUCGCAGAACUUUCAUCCCUCCUCCCUCUUUCUCUCUCUUCUUCAUGCCCCUCGAAGGAAUCGUCUGCAAAAGCAGCGUUUUUAAAGGAUCCACAGAGGUUUUUUUUAUCUUAAUCCAGGCAGAAUAUGAAAUUUUAAAAAGAAAAACUUUGAAAUGAAAGACACGGAAAAACCCAUCAAAUAAAAUUGCUUAAUCUUGCCAUUAAAGCACCCAAGCUUUUAUAUGUCUGUAUUUACAAAAGAACUGAUAAGACUGGAUGUUUUCAACCAGCAUCUAUGUAUAUUUUACUGAAAUGGUCCAAAUUUGUAAAAUAAACUUCUCCUUGAGUUUCCAAGCCAAUCAAAAUCAAGCCACGGUGUACAUUUACAUUUUGAUGCAAAAACAAGAUCACUUCAGGUUCCAGCCCUGAAAAUAAAUCAACCACGUUCACACAGCCAAAAAAACACCACCAAAGAUGCCAUUUAGAUCAGAGAUGUCUAGAAUUUAAUGUAAAGAGUCAAGUCAGUGACUGCUAUCUUUCUUUUAAAUUACAGUAUGAAUGUGUAAUAUGAACAAUUUACUCAUCUCUCAGCGAUACGUCCAGGAGCCAUAGAAACAUCAUUCUGAUGCUAAUCAGCUCAUUCUAAUCAGAUGAGACAUUUACAUUACAUUUAGCUCUCGUGCCUGGUGUAACAUAUAGAACGUGUCAGAUUGAUGCGAAGAUCUCGGCUCAGUAAAGCCCCAGUCUAGAGCUACUGUAAGUGGCAGGUGUGUCUGAUAGGAGUCAAACAACAGUGAAUCACAACUCGGGUUAUGUGAAGGAGCCACUGGCCGGUCUCCACUGCCUGUGGUUUGUGGGCUGUUGGCUGGUUUCUGCAUGCAGAGACUAAUUAUUGCUGCCUUCAUGUGCCAUGGAUGGGCAGCCCCCUUAUUUUUCUUAUGAUUACACAGUACCCAUAUAAUAACCCAGUGGUGGGGGGGCUAGGAUUCCACCUAUCUGUCACUCUGACACCAGUCACUUAAUAUUGCUGCAUCUGAUGUAUCUCCUAAAUCAGGAGUGCCCAAUCCAGGAGAGUUCAGACCCAAAGCACCAGGCUAUUCAGAUGCCACUGAAGGCCUUCAUUACCUGGACCAAGUGUGUUACAUUAGGGUUGGAGCUAAACUCUACUAGGUGGUCGUUCUCUGGGAUCAGCAGUGAGAACCCCUGUUAUAAACCAUUGGUUUUCAACUGCAGUCCACAGGAAUCACUGCCCUCCAAAUACCUGAUCCAUGCAGAGAUUGAAAAUUAGCUAAAGAGUUUGUUAGGGAGAGAAUAGUUUAAAUUGUGAAGCCCAGUAGGUCACCUAGAAGCCACUGGCCUAAACCAGUGUUUCCCAAAUCUAGUCUUGGAGGCCCACUUCUAUGAAAUUUUGGUAUUUUUCCUGCUCCAGACACACCUCAGCAAAAGCCCUUCACUCCGUUAAAAUGCAGGUGUGGUGAAACAAGGGAAGCUCUAAAAUGUGCAAGGCAGUGGACCCUCUAGGACUAGGGUUAGGAGACAUUGCUAUAAACGUGUGUCAGUGGAGCAUCACUCAGGUUGAAGGUUCAAUCAAAGCUACACAAGAAAUACAUAAUGAACAAAAUAUACAAACCUUGCAGCUUCCAUUAUGUACAUUCCAAACCUCAUAAGUAACAUGAACCCUUGAGUAAGGUGUGCAUGAGGGUCUUUUGCCCAGUACAUCAUGGUGUGUGAAGGUCUGUCCAGUACAAGAUGUGUGGUGGAGCCCCCAUUUCCACACCAGCUAAGCUAGCGCCACAACUAAAAACACAACUGUCCACCACAAAUUUGAAGCAUCAUCCUUACUAUCAUACAUGCAUUAUACAUGCCAUCCCAAUAUUGAGAUGAUCAUCAAUAUGAGAUCCCACACUAAAAGCUGCACAUGAGUAUCUCUUCAACUUUCUUAAUCGAAAGUAAAAGCUUCAGACCCUUGACAUUAACCCCUUGAUAAUGGCUGUUUCCUGAUUAGGCUACAGAUAUGUUUGCAUGUGUACUGUUGGUUGCAUUACCUCCCAAUUUGUACAAAAGGAGGAAAAUGUUCCAAGCAAGACUGCCCAAAGUCCCCAAAGUUGGCCCACAUGGACCUAAUCCCCUCUCCCCCAGCCAAAAACAGAACAUAUAUUUUUUAAAAUGUUAUUUUUAAGUAUUUUUAGUAUAAAAAUAGGAUAACGAUAUAAAGCAAAACAUAGACAGGUUUCUACGAUCCUUGAUGUGAUUCAAUUGUCAUUGUCUGUAACACUAAUACAAGCUAAUAGACAUAACAGGCAGUGGUACACAGACAAGGGAAGAUUUAGAGACCACAAGUGUCAAGAAUAUCAUUUCACUGAAUUAAAGGCAGUGUACUUUGUAUCUAAAGAAACCAUUGGAGUGCUUUGAACAAUACAUUUUACCCAAGUGUAUUGAAGCUAUGUGAAAAAAUGAAUGUAAUGAGUUGCUAGCUGUUUUAUAUAUUUGGUCCAUGGUCUACCACAAACACCACAAUUUGGCCCCCCAAGACAAAAUAGUUGGACACCCCUGGUUUAGAAGAUGCCAAAAUAGAAUGGGCUAACUAACUAGCUAAACAUGUUUAUGAAAGCAAAGCACUUGAACUCAAAGACUUUGCAAUGUCUUGAUGUCAAGUGGGAGAUAGGAUCCAAGCAGGUGAAGGAAGCAUCAGCAUAGUCUUCAGCUUCAUGCAAAUACGAUCAAUUAAUACAUGAUUAUUCAGUGUUAUAACACUGGUUGUCAAACUCUGUGAUGCUUUAAACAUGAUGGUGCUAUUCCUGCUCAAAUAUGUCUGACCCAGCUCAAGAAGGACUUAAUAAUCAUUAUUUGAGUGGGAUUAGUACUCGAGUAGGGCAAACACAAAAAUGUGCAGAGCGUGUGGUCUCUGUCCUCGCGACUGAGAUCAAUUGCUUUGCUCUGAAGGCAGGCGCUCUGCAUCCAGAGAAAACAAGCCAGUAUUUACUUCCUAAUGGAGGCGUUUACUUUUCUAUCCCCAAGCCUCACGGCCAUUAAUUCCAGCUAGUCCAGCUAUAGAGUGCCUAGAGAAAUGCAAGAUGUUGGUUAGAAGUCACAUAUUAUGUGUUUUUCAUGCAGCUCUCCUUUAAACUGUAUUAUCAAAGUCCUUGGCUCUGCCCAUAUGUUCUCAUACUGGAAGGAAACUCUGUGCUAAUUACUUGAGAUGGAGAGCAAGGCUGUCCUGCCAAGCUGGAUUGGGGCUUUAACGUUUCAGCUCUGAUUGUUUCGACUCCCUCGCUCAAGCCCAUUAGCGGUUCUCCUCAAUCCACAUUAGUCCACUCUCCCUAAGGGGCUGGAGCAAAACAUCAAUAGCACAUCUCUCUGGUUCGACUUGCAUGUAGGCUUCUCUCGUCUUCUGACUAGCGGACGUGCUUUCCUGUCCCUUUCACACAAAAGACUUGACUGGCUGCGUGACACUAUAAUACGGCUUUUUUUGAAUGAUUGAUUGUGUACGAUGGGAAAAUUGUACAGUAGCAUUUUAUUCUCUUGGUACACAAAGACUAAAGGGGGGUUGCUUCACUGUGUUGUGAUGAUUUAUCUGUUCAAAUCCCUCUGAAUGGAGGGAGCAUAGGUGAUGUUUCUGUGGUCAAUCAGAUCAAAUUUUGUUUUGCUACAAAAAAGAUAAAUAU